GAAAAAAAAGAAAAGAAAAGAAGAAGAACGAAGAAGAAAGAGGACCCAUCUUUUUCAAUCGUCCAAAUAAAAUCCCCCGCUAAUCGUUAUCUCUUUUUAGGGUUCCAAUUCCAAAUUUGGGUUUCUCUCUCCGAUCAAUUUUUUUCCAAUUUCAAUCCUUAAAAAAGCCAUUUCACUGACAAAAGCAAGCUCAAUCCAUGGGGACGACACACUAGUAUUACUCUACAAUCAAGCUGUACAUAUUUUUUUUUGGGAAUUUUCUUUUUUCCAGGCCAUUUCCGCACAAACCCUAGGAUUUUGACCUGUUAGGGUUUUUGAUUUUCUCUCUUUGUUGGUAUUUUUCUUUAGUUUCGGAUCCUAUUUCGGCGUACUUCUUCUUGUUUAUUAAGGUUAAGAUUCGAUUUCCAUGUUCUUGUUCUUCGUCUCGAUUAAUUGAGAGUCGCAGACAUGGAUGGUUUUGGUAGCGGAGCUAGAGUUCAAGUGGCAUCUACAUCCGAGGAUCUCAAUCGUUUUGGAGCCAAUUCCACGGAAGAUGCUCUAUUUGAUGCAUCACAGUAUGCAUUUUUUGGCAAGGAUGUCAUGGAGGAGGUUGAAUUGGGGGGAUUAGAAGAUGAAGAGGAUGAUACACUUGCUGCUGGGAUUGAGGAGGAGGAGUUUUUGUUUGAUAAGGAGAGUGAAGACUUUAGGCCUCCAUCUGAUAUUGACGAUCCUGUUUCUUCAUUUGAAAAGGUCAAUGAGGUUGCUAGCAGGCCAAGAGGAGUUAUUGGAGGUCUAUUGAGAGAAAGUUCGUCAGUCAAUCAAUGGGCACACGAGGAGGGUUUCUCUAAUUGGCUUGGCCAGCAUGUCGAAAGUGCUCAGGAAGGCAAAAGAUGGUCCUCACAUCCACAUUCUUCCUCUCUUGCAGAAUCUACAUCUUUGUAUAGGACAUCAUCUUACCCUGAUCAACCGCAGGUGCAGCAAUAUCAUCAACAGUUCUCUAGUGAGCCAAUUUUGGUGCCAAAGACUUCAUAUCCUCCUAGCGGAAUAUCUCCUCAUGCUUCACCAAACCAGCAUUCAAGCCAUUUAAAUAUGCCUUUUGUUUCUGGUGGACGUCAUAUAGCGUCAUUAUCACCAUCAAAUCUCACACCUCCAAACUCUCAGAUUGCUGGUUUUAAUCCUGGUUCACGGUUUGGAAGCAUGCUGCAACUUAACUCUGGCCUCUCUAAUAACGGCGGACCACAAAGCCAAUGGGUCAACCAAACUGGCAUGUUUCCGGGAGAACAUUCUAGUCACCUAAACAAUUUAUUGCCUCAGCAGUUAUCAAAUCAGAAUGGAUUUCCGCAGUUACCACCUCAGCAACGGCAUAAGUUGCAGCAUCCUGUUCAGCCUCCAUUUGGUGGUUCUCUACCUGGUUUUCAGUCCCAUCUUUUCAAUUCCCACCCAUCUUCGGGUCCUCCCCACUUAAUGAACAAGUUGGAAGCCAUGCUUGGCCUACCAGACAUGAGGGAUCAAAGGCCUAGGUCUCAGAAAGGUAGACAGAAUACUCGUUUUAUCCAUCAGGGUUAUGAGACCAAUAGUUUUAGGAAUGAAUUUGGGUGGCCUUUCUAUAGAUCCAAGUAUAUGACAGCUGAUGAAUUAGAGAAUAUUGUUAGAAUGCAGCUCGCAGCAACACAUAGUAACGAUCCAUAUGUAGAUGACUACUAUCACCAGGCUUGUCUUUCAAGGAAAUCUGCAGGUGCAAAAUUGAGGCAUCAUUUUUGUCCUAAUCAACUAAGGGAUCUUCCACCACGUGCCCGGGCCAAUAAUGAGCCACAUGCUUUCCUUCAGGUUGAAGCACUUGGUAGGGUUCCAUUUUCAUCAAUUCGUAGACCUCGACCUCUUCUGGAAGUUGAUCCACCAAGUUCAUCUGUUGGUGGAAGCGCUGAUCAAAAGGUUUCUGAGAAGCCCCUUGAACAGGAGCCUAUGCUGGCAGCUAGAGUUACAAUUGAGGAUGGUCAUUGUCUACUUCUUGAUGUGGAUGAUAUUGAUCGUUUCCUGCAAUUCAAUCAGUUCCAAGACGGUGGCGCUCAAUUAAAAAGACGUCGCCAGGUCUUGUUGGAAGGACUGGCAUCAUCAUUUCACAUCAUUGAUCCACUCAGUAAAGAUGGUCAUGCUGUUGGGCUGGCUCCUAAAGAUGAUUUUGUUUUCUUGAGGUUGGUUUCUCUUCCCAAGGGUCUAAAGCUUCUAACGAAGUACCUUAAGCUGCUUGUGCCAGGAGGUGAGCUUAUGCGCAUAGUUUGUAUGGCCAUUUUCCGUCACUUAAGAUUCUUGUUUGGUAGUGUUCCUUCUGAUCCCGCAUCAGCAGACUCCGUUAGUGAACUUGCAAGAAUUGUUUCAUUGCGAAUCUAUUCUAUGGAUCUUGGAGCUAUAAGUGCAUGUCUUGCUGCCGUAGUUUGUUCCCCAGAGCAACCUCCACUUCGCCCUCUGGGGUCCCCUGCUGGAGAUGGCGCGUCCUUGAUUUUGAAAUCUUGUCUCGAGAGAGCUACACUACUCUUAACCGAUCCUAAUGCUGCGUGCAACUAUAACCUUACCCACCGAUCUCUCUGGCAGGCUUCUUUUGAUGAUUUUUUCAACAUUCUUACAAAGUAUUGUGUGAACAAGUAUGACACUAUCAUGCAAUCACUAGUCAGACACUCUCCACAGAAUGCAGCAGCAGCAGCCUCAGAUGCUGCUGCUGCCAUGAGUCGAGAAAUGCCAGUUGAAGUAUUACGUGCAAGUCUGCCCCACACCGAUGGUUACCAGAAGAAAAUGUUGUUAAAUUUUGCCCAACGCUCGAUGCCUGUUGGUGGAUUUACCAACAGUGUGGCCGAGCAAAGUGUGACCGAGCUCAGUGGCGGUGAUAGCAACACCUUAUGAUCAGGAGGAGUAAGAGCACGUGGCUCUUUAUACAAUCACAAUGAAGAAGCCUGCAAAAUAAUCUCAUCGUCAUAUAUGGAAGGACACCCGUUCCUCCAUUUUGAGGUCUCUCUCUACUGCUCCCUUCAAGUUUCUUUUUCUUUCGGUACAGUGGCGAGAGCAUGCCAAAAAAAAAAAAAGCAGUUCUACUCUCAGAAUUAUUCCUCAUGUUUUUACUUUCGAAAAAUUUGACGCUCAUAAGCAACAGCCAUUGUUAUGUUGGGUUUUAGCUUUCAUUCUUUUUUUUUUUUUUUUUCUUUCCUGGGUUUGGUAGGAGAAGUUUAGAUAGAGAAGAAUAUUAUGAUCUUGAGAAUGGUGGGUGGUUGAGACAUGAUAUUUGUUGAUGGUUGAGGGUUUAGAAUGUACAGGGUUGGUUUGCGACCAAUUUCCCAUGGUCCUUCCCUACUAAUUACCUGAGGAGGUGGUGGGAUUGUUUUUGUGUUUAAAUGUUAUAGUUAUGUGAACACAUUAGAGAGAGAAGUGGAAAAGGAAAACGAAAAGGAAAAGUUUGAUUGAUUCAUAUAUAUGGAAUUGGAUGUUGGUUGUUUUUAGCCCUAAGAAAUAGGGGGGGAAUUCAUAUAUAUCUUAUGGGGAACCUCUUUUUUUAUUUCUUCUUAUUUUUUAUAAGAAAAAAAUUGUAAGGAUGGAAUACUGUUCCCACAAUUUUUUUUUCUUGGGUCAUUUGUAUUUUGGACAUUAUGUUGUGCUCUUGUAUCUUUUCUAUGAAUGAUUAGAGGGAAAUGGAAUAACAUCUUUUUGGUUUA
Molecule: messenger RNA, 3677 nt
Organism: Cucumis melo (muskmelon)
Lineage: Eukaryota; Viridiplantae; Streptophyta; Magnoliopsida; Cucurbitales; Cucurbitaceae
Product: protein PAT1 homolog
Exons: 5
Coding region: 448-2874 (808 amino acids)
Biological process (GO): deadenylation-dependent decapping of nuclear-transcribed mRNA; P-body assembly
Cellular component (GO): P-body
Molecular function (GO): RNA binding
Source: RefSeq, a predicted model, not a curated record